GAGCCAGCGUGUCAAGAUGUGUCAUGAGGGUUUCUCACGCCAUAGUCCGUGAUAUUGACAAUAUUAAAUUUCCAACAACGAAAGCAGAAUUAAGUAAAAUCAAAAAGGGUUUUUACAAUAUAGCAAAGGUCCCAAAUGUCAUUGGUGCUGUGGAUGGGACGCUGAUCCCGAUUAUUGCUCCAAAGGAAAAUGAGCCAGUAUAUGUUUGCCGUAAGGGGUAUCAUUCCCUAAACAUCCAAGCAGUUGUGGAUCACGAGAUGAGAUUUACCAAUCUUGUUGCCAAAUUUCCCGGGAGUGUGCAUGAUUCAUUCAUGUUUUGUAAUUCUGAGUUGGGUUACUUCUUUGAAGAAACCCAAGUAGAUGGAUGGCUGCUUGGGGAUUCGGGUUACGCACUUAAGGGUUAUCUACUAACACCAAAAUUGAAUCCAAGCUCUCCUGCAGAGGAGAAAUACAACAAGGCUCAUGCCAAGACACGAACCAUAGUGGAGCAGGCUUUUGGUGUUUGCAUAAAACUGGAGGAUGUUUACCAUUUACACCUGAAAGAUCUGCAAUAGUUGUGACAGCUGUUUUUAAAUUAAACAAGAAGU
This is a messenger RNA of Mytilus californianus (California mussel), 587 nucleotides long. Its product is annotated as putative nuclease HARBI1. Lineage: Eukaryota; Metazoa; Mollusca; Bivalvia; Mytilida; Mytilidae. The transcript has 3 exons. The coding region runs from base 24 to 554 and encodes 176 amino acids. The record is from RefSeq and is a predicted model, not a curated record.